AGCUAGUUAGCAUUAGCUGUUUACAAGCCCAAACUUUUAACUUGAGACGGAAACCUAAACAAGCCCUCAACUUAAACGAAAAUGAAUGUAAUAGAUCAUGUACGGGAUAUGGCUGCCGCUGGCCUACACUCUAAUGUUCGGAUACUGAGCAGUUUGUUGUUGACGAUGAGUAAUAACAAUCCAGAGCUGUUCUCCCCGGCCCAGAAGUACCAGUUGUUGGUUUACCAUGCCGAUGCCAUCUUCCAUGAUAAAGAAUAUCGUAAUGCUGCCUGCAAAUACAGUAUGGCGUUGCAGCAGAAGAAGGUGCUCAGCAAAACAUCUAAAGUUCGUACUUCUACUGGUGGCGCGGCGUCUAACAUACAGGCUCAGAGUUUGCCAUCAGAAAUCGAGGUGAAGUACAAGAUAGCUGAAUGCUACACCAUUUUGAAACUGGAUAAAGAUGCCAUUGCAGUGCUUGAUGGGAUUCCAUCCAGACAGAGGACUCCAAAGAUCAACAUGAUGCUAGCUAACCUGUACAGGAAAGCUGGCCAGGAGCGCUCAGCAGUGACGAGCUACAAAGAGGUCCUCAGACAGUGUCCCCUCGCCUUAGAUGCAAUCAUUGGUCUUCUCUCUUUAUCGGUCAGAGGAGCCGAGGUGGCGUCCAUGACUAUGGACGUGAUCCAGAGUAUCCCCAACCUGGAAUGGCUCUCUGUUUGGGUCAAAGCGUAUGCCUUCAUACAUGCAGGGGACAAUUAUAGAGCCAUCAACACUAUUUGCUCUCUUGAGAAGAAGUCUCUGUUGCGGGACAAUGUGGACCUCCUGGUGAGCCUGGCAGAUGUGUACUUCAGGGCAGGUGACACCAAGAACGCCAUCCUCAAAUUUGAGCAAGCCCAGAUGCUGGAUCCUUAUCUCAUCAAAGGAAUGGAUGUUUAUGGAUACCUGAUGGCCCGUGAAGGACACUUGGAGGAUGUUGAAGUCCUCGGAGGACGAUUAUUUAAUAUCUCAGACCAGCAUGCAGAACCCUGGGUGAUCUCUGGUUGUCACAGCUUUUACAGCAAGCGUUACUCCAGAGCCCUCUACCUGGGAGCCAAGGCCAUCCAGCUGAACAGCAACAGUGUGCAGGCUCUCCUCCUGAAGGGGGCAGCACUGAGAAACAUGGGUCGCGUUCAAGAGGCCAUCAUCCAUUUCAGAGAGGCCAUGCGCCUGGCACCCUGCCGACUCGACUGCUAUGAAGGUCUGAUCGACUGUUACCUGGCAUCCAAUGGGAUUCGAGAGGCUAUGGGAAUGGCCAACAACAUCUAUAAGACUCUGGGGGCCAAUGCACAGACUCUGACCAUCCUUGCCACAGUGUGCCUCGAAGACCCUGUGACUCAGGAGAAAGCCAAGACCCUGCUGGAUAGAGCACUGGCACAGAGACCUGACUACACCAAGGCCGUGGUCAAAAAGGCUGAACUGCUCAGCCGGGAACAGAAACAUGAAGAAGGGAUCGCUCUCCUUCGUAACGCCCUGGCCAAUCAGAGUGAUUGUGUCCUGCACAGAAUGCUGGGAGAUUUUCUAGUGGCUAUCAAUGAUUACCAAGAAGCCAUGGAUCAGUACAGCAUAGCACUAAGCCUGGAUCCCAAUGACCAGAAGUCUUUAGAAGGUAUGCAGAAGAUGGAGAAGGAGGAGAGUCCCACAGAUGCCACGGUGGAGCUGGACGGCGACGACAUGGAAGGCAGCGGAGAGGAUGGAGAUCUUGAGGGCAGUGACAGUGAAGCAGCACAAUGGGCCGAUCAGGAACAGUGGUUUGGUAUGCAGUGACCCCGGCCACUGAAGGGUACACAGUCAGCUCCACCUUCUAACACACUGCAGCCUGUCGGACAGGACAAGGUGGUCUCUGAUGAUAUUUUCCCAUCAUUCUGUCAACCAGAUCAGCCACGUCACUGUGGAGCCAAAUGUUGUUUGCUGUCCAAUACAGCCUUACUAGUAGACACUCAACCGUAGAGAAAAGCAAGACAUAUUGUUCAAUGCAUUGAUUGCUCAGUGUUUGUAAAAACAAAGUCAUGUCUCUUUGGCUAUUUAUUCAGCAUUUCUUUGUUUCAUCUUUGCUCGCAGUGUGUGGCUGCCUGAAUUAAUGCAUCACUGUUCCAGGUAAUGCAAAGUGGAACUUAAAGUUAAUCACAUUCAUUACAAAGUGAGUGUCGGUGUAUUAAAAAGGCCUGCUUUGGAUCCUUUUUGACAACAAGUUGCUUCCAAGUGAAAUGUUUACUGGGAAAUGUAGACUGAAGCAACUGGUGCGAUGGGGAAAUUUUGUUCAGGCCCAAAACAGCUGGAGAUCUCCUUCACGUGUGUGACGGGGGGGACUGGUAGAGAUUUUACAUUGUGCUGUUUGAGCCUGACUGACUCGGCCAUUUACCGCAGAAAGGGCAAGGUGAAGGCAGCGAUGUGUAUUAUAAAGGUUGGGAAUUUUCCUCGACUUUGUAUCUCCAACAGGAAAACAGAGGGUCUGUGAAAAGGUCAUUAUGUACCAUAUUUCUGCUGCUUUUUAAAAUGUAUCAUCUUAAUUUUAACAUGAGAAUGUGUCAUGUAACGUACAUGAUUAUCAUAUGUGUGUGUUGUUACUGAGUCUGCCUUUCUGUAUCAAAAUAACCCUAUGAUUGACUCAUUCUUUAGUUGGGAAGUAUUACUUAACCAUUUCAAGACAAAUGUUUAUAGUAUUUUGUACAUAUUUUGAAAGUGUAUAAUAAAAUGAUUUAAAAACUCGUGA
Molecule: messenger RNA, 2725 nt
Organism: Chelmon rostratus (copperband butterflyfish)
Lineage: Eukaryota; Metazoa; Chordata; Actinopteri; Chaetodontiformes; Chaetodontidae
Gene: anapc7
Product: anaphase promoting complex subunit 7
Exons: 11
Coding region: 82-1779 (565 amino acids)
Biological process (GO): cell division
Molecular function (GO): protein binding
Source: RefSeq, a predicted model, not a curated record